Molecule: messenger RNA, 3460 nt
Organism: Podarcis muralis (Common wall lizard)
Lineage: Eukaryota; Metazoa; Chordata; Lepidosauria; Squamata; Lacertidae
Gene: CDK3
Product: cyclin dependent kinase 3
Biological process (GO): regulation of gene expression; signal transduction; regulation of G2/M transition of mitotic cell cycle
Cellular component (GO): nucleus; cyclin-dependent protein kinase holoenzyme complex; cytoplasm
Molecular function (GO): cyclin-dependent protein serine/threonine kinase activity; cyclin binding; ATP binding
Source: RefSeq, a predicted model, not a curated record
UUGCCUGGUUCCCUGUAACUUGGCUGGUAAGAAGUGCCAUGCCUACUUAUAAAAAUGUGUUGAAGAGAUAUUAAAAAUCCACCCAUGUGCCAUUUCUUCCUAGUUAACACACUUUUGAGAACUCAGCAUCAAACUGUUCGCUCUGUGCAAUGACCUUAACCACCACGUUCACUGUAGUGUCAGAAACAGACCACCACCAUCCCAAAUUAAAAAUUAAGACAUGUUCUUGAAAUGAUGAGGAUCACAACUUUUUUGUAAGUGUAAAAUGGUGCUUCUCCAUAUGUGGAUAAGCAUAUUCGUUUGCAUAUUGAUAAUAAUUGCAAGACUUUUAACAUUGUUUAAAGGCUGGGGGUGAGGUAGGAGAAAUGUGUUAUUCAUCCUAUACUUGAAGAAUGGUUACAUACUUUUUCUAGCUCUAAAUACUGCCUAACUAAAACUAGCAGAAUCUGUUUGGCUAGACACCACAGCCAUAUUAAGGUUUCAGAGAAUGCAAAGGCUGAGGAUGAUUGACCACUGUGGCCUUCCAGGUCUUGUUGGGGUCCUCUUUCCAUCAGCCCCAGCCAGCAUGGCCAAUGGUCAGGAAGUAUGGGAGUUAUAGUCCAUGAAUUAUGGGAGUUGUAAUACAACUAACCUGUGAAAGACCACAGGUUAGCUUUCCACUGGCAAAGGAGAAUAAAGUUUUUCAGGGUAGUGAAUGCCAGCCUUUUUCCCAUUGUCAACAACCCCACUAGCUCCUCUCCUGAACUUUGAAUGUUGGACAGGAAAGUCUGAAGGGGGAUUUUGAAUGUGUUUGGCUGGAUAUACUUAGAAUCUUCCUCACAAUUGGGAACCCUGAUACACAUGGUUUCCAAGCACGGAGAGGCUGAACCCAUGAAGUAUCCUAUCAUAAUACUGGUUUUGAUGUGCAAAAGUUGGGGUGGAGCCAGCAGGGAUGGGAAUUUGGGCUGCAGGGCUGCUGCGUGCCCACUUUAUCCUUCCUUGCGUUCUUUGAAUAUCCAAAUAUUAUUUAUUUACUGUAUUUGAUAUUUGCAUCUGUUAGUCUCACUUCAUAACAGAAGUCCUCUGGGGCUCACGAGUGCUUCGGUGCUAUCACCAAGUCUCUGAAGAAAAGAUAGCCUGUGAGCAAAGAAAAACUUGCCCAAAUUAAGUGAUUUUGAUCAUUUCCCCCUUGCAAGAAAUUUUAAAAGCAGGGCCAAAGUCUAGCCUGCAGUUAUUGCUCCUGUCAACUUCCUACAAUAUAUCCCUGUUGGAAGGGAUGCAGAAACUGGAUAGGGUGAAUGGAAGAAUGGAAACAUGCAAAAUGCUAUGAUGUAUAGAGAUGACCAGAUAGUACUACUCCUAAUUGUCUGAUCAAAUGUUACAGCAGCAAGUAAGAAGACAGAGAAUGGAUGCGUUCCAAGAUGUCUUCCAAAAGGUAGAGAAGAUUGGAGAGGGCACCUAUGGGGUAGUAUAUAAAGCCAAAAACAAACAGACAGGCCAGCUAGUUGCUUUGAAGAAGAUCCGCCUAGAUUCGGAGACGGAAGGAGUUCCCAGUACAGCAAUUCGAGAAAUCUCCCUGCUGAAAGAAUUGAAACAUCCAAACAUAGUGAGGCUUCUCGAUGUGGUUCACAGUCAGAAGAAACUCUAUCUAGUCUUUGAAUAUCUGAAUCAGGACCUUAAGAAGUACAUGGACUCGUCCCGUACAGGGGAGCUGCCUUUAAGUUUGGUCAAGAGCUACCUUUAUCAACUGCUACAAGGUGUAAGCUUCUGUCACUCCCACAGAGUCAUCCACAGAGAUCUGAAGCCCCAGAACUUACUUAUAAACGAAAUGGGAGCCAUCAAACUAGCUGAUUUUGGCCUAGCAAGAGCCUUUGGUGUUCCACUGCGUACUUACACUCAUGAGGUUGUAACCUUAUGGUAUCGGGCUCCUGAAAUUUUACUAGGUUGUAAAUUCUACUCAACCGCUGUGGAUAUCUGGAGCAUUGGCUGCAUAUUUGCAGAAAUGGUAACCAGAAAAGCCUUAUUUCCUGGGGACUCUGAAAUCGAUCAGCUUUUCCGUAUUUUCCGCACUCUUGGUACACCUACUGAAUCAUCGUGGCCGGGGGUGACUCAGCUUCCGGAUUACAAAGGGAAUUUCCCAAAAUGGCCGAGAAAAGACAUGAAGGUGUUAAUUCCAAACUUAGACCGAGAUGGACGAGAUUUGCUGAUGCAACUAUUACUGUAUGAUCCCAACAGACGCAUCUCAGCCAAAGCUGCUUUGACCCACCAAUAUUUCUGGCAGACUCCAUCACGAGAUGCCAGAGAGCAACGUGUAGUAGAGAGGUAUGGCCCAUGAGAGGAGGCAAAUCUGCAGUGUGCUUCCCCGACAGUAGUUCCCUGGAUUAACCCUUCCUAAUAACUGAGCCUCUUAUACUUGGAAUUGGAAUGGCUAUAGAGGAUGAAACUUGUUCAUUCUGGUUUAGAAGUUCUCAGCCUUUUAGUGGGGUUAAUGCUAUAUUCAUAUAGAUUUUGACUGUUCUAAAUAGAAGGCAGCCUCUUGUGUUCUUUGAAAACAAACUUGGCACUCUAAGCAUUUGAUGGGGCAAAAUAUGAUUUGAAAUUUUAGGAUUGCUAUGUAUUUGAAUUCAAUCCUAAUCCAGCAACCACAUAUUAUUCUAUCUUUGCUGUAGUUCAGGUAUUGCAUUGCAGAGAAAUUGGUUAUAGUAACUUAGGCACUGCCAGCACAGCCUGCAGAAGAUGCAGUGGACAGGGGAUAUCAUGUCAUUUGAUUCUCCCUGUAAUUAAUAUGGGAGCUUUUUGCUGGCAUUCACACUAUCCAUGCUCAAGAGGAAAUUGUGGGAGAACCAGACAUCAUGAGACCACCCAGAAAUACAACAGAUUUUAGUUUCUUUUUGUAUCCUUUAUCAGCAUACUUGUUUACCUUUUCCCUCAAGAAAGGACAAAAACUUGGUCCAAACACAAUUCACAUUAAAGAAUGGUCUUCUUAAUCUUGGAGCAGCUGUCGGGCCCUUCAAGUUUUCAUUUCUAAUUUAAUUAGAAUGUGAAAGUCUUUGAUCAUCGAUGUGCCAAGAGAGUCACUGAAUAAGCUAGAUAGAGCAGGAUGCUAAAGAAUAAAUAUUUGAUAGACUCCAGUUACUGAUCUUGGCCGAAUACAUGGGGGUUGGAUCCUGCAAGCAGGGUUCUGCUCAUGGAUUGCUCCUGCUGAUAGAAGGGCAGGGGGAGAUAAUCUCCACUGAUUUCCUCUUUUGCCUGCAAUCUCCUGUGUGCUUCCUGAAAAUCUGCUCUGGAGGGAAACCAGUGAACUUGUCCCCUACUUCUGCCUGCUCUGAAACAAAGCCACUGCCUAGUUAUGGGGUUAUUUUUUUAAAAACCUUGUUAUUGAUGUUUUAAGUCAUUUUUAUCAUUAACUGUUAAUAUUAUUGAAGAAGUUUCUGUAUGCACUAAAUAAAAAAAAUAUGCUUUGAUAAAUCUUUUAAUGUAA